CCUGAAUGAAUCUUUUUCAGUAACAUAACAUAUACGUAGUUGAACUUCAAAUCCUUUCAAGCACGGAGGUCGCGAGUAACUGUGCCCAUCCAAAAGCGUGGCCUGUCUCUUCGAUAUUAUUGCUUAGUCGCUCGGUGGCCACUGCAGCGCAAACGCAUGUACGCUCAUAGCGCCGGCGCCUACGCAACCGCGAAAGCCUUUACGUAAACGUGAACUAAUAAACGUUCUUUAUAUAAAAAUAUAAAUUCAUGUGUUACCGUAAAUUUGAAAUUGGAAUAUAAUGUUUUGGCGUACACAAUUAUUUUUGAUUGGAAUAUUUUUUCAAUUUUCUUUUGUGUCUCCUAUCGCUGAAAUUGAUGCAAACGAAGAAGUGCUACAUCUGAUUGGCGAGCCAGACUUUCGCGACGUGAGACUACGAUGGGAAUACGGCAAACCUGAUGAAGAGGACCGGCCGAAAGUUUUGGCGUUUCAAGUGCAUUAUUGCGAAUUGCAAGCAUGGGGCCAAUACCGCUGCAGGACCAAGGUGAUCGACACAGCAGAAGACGAAAAGGCCACUAAACCGUCGACAAGUAGUACAGAAGCGGCUCCAACUACAACCACGAGUCAGCCGUCGGCAGUGAGGCGCGGGCGCAUGUACAGCACGCGAAUAGUCGGCUUGCGAAUGGCUACCACAUAUUCCUUCGAAGUCAGACCAGUACGAAGAGAUGCAAGAGAUUUAGCAGAUCCACAAUCAAUAAGCUCGAAAAUUAUCAUCGUUCCCACGAAAGGAUUUUCGGCGCGUGCUACACAAUGCCUGCCACAUGCCAGCGAAGUCGAGGUAUCAACGGGUCCGUUUUUCGGAGGACGCAUCGCCGUUGAAGCUGCUGACGGAGGGCCAGAACGUUGCUCGAUCCAGGGCAACCCGAACAGCGCACAAGACGCCUACAUCUUGCGGAUACACCAUGACGAAUGCGGCUCCGAAGUGAACGACACUACUGUUGCCACUUACGUUAUAGUGCAAGAGAACCUUCCUAUUCUGACGCAUAGCACGAGACGAUUCUUAGUCCUCUGUACUUAUAAGCCCGAGACACUAACAGUGAGAGCCGGCAUCAAUUUACCAAAAUCGAACCCUGGAGACGUUCUUCACCAACAUAAACCAUCGAGUGGAUCAGUCGAACCUUACGAGAAUCAGGACAUGGACUACAAUGAGUUACAGCCUGCCAGACUGGAAGCAAGAAAAGAGGAGCCACAACAAAGUGCGUUUGGUGAGGUCACCCUGGUCAUGUUUUUAGUAGUGGCUGCGUUUGGCGGCGUGGCUCUGUUAAUAUGGAAGGUGGUACCGCAAGCUGACAGGGACAACAUAUCUAUCGCAACGGUCUCAUCACUGACACGAAGCGGGUUCUUCAGCAGGCGGAAUAAAGACAGGUUCUCUGACAGAAGCUCUGUCUACUCCAUUUCACUAUCCGAAAAAGACGAAGGUGCUCCAAAAAAGCCUAAUGAUGGUGAUAACACUUCCGAAGCGUAAUCGUUUAAAAUACUUGUGUGAUUUAUUUUUAAUUUAAGAUGUAAGAAGGCACACGUUAUCGCGUAGACACGAUGUCUGUGCGAUUACUUAAUCAAAUAUAUAGCGAAGGGUGUAUUUCGCAUCUUGUGACAUUGAUAUAACGGCUUUUGGCGCGUGAAGAAGAUAAAAAGCACUAAGAAGACUUUGUUAAGCUUAAUUAAUAUACCUAUUUGUAAUGUAAAUAAAAUCCUUCUCCUUGUGAGAAGAGGCCUGUGCCCAGCAGUGGGACGAUAAAAAAAAGGCUGUAACAGUAAAUUAAAUAUUGACCCCUACCUAUACGUAAAAUGCUUAAACGCGGGGCCAUUGACUUUCCUAUAGAUUAUAUAUUUUA
Messenger RNA from Helicoverpa armigera (cotton bollworm), 1874 nucleotides. RefSeq lists its product as uncharacterized. NCBI's taxonomy places the organism in Eukaryota, Metazoa, Arthropoda, Insecta, Lepidoptera, Noctuidae. The transcript is spliced from 6 exons. The record is from RefSeq and is a predicted model, not a curated record. The coding region runs from base 281 to 1504 and encodes 407 amino acids.